AUGUUGAGUAGCGGCCCCAGCACUAUCCACUGCUAAUCACUGGCAGCCAACCAGAAAAAGCCCCCUUUAUUUCUGCCACUCUUUGUCUCCUGCCGUCCAGCCAACUUGCCAUCCAUGCUAGUAUCCGCCCUUUGAUACUGUGGGCUCUCGUCUUCCUUAGCAGCCUCAUGUGUGGCACCUUAUCAAAGGCUUUCUGAAAAUCUUGAUUCGUAAGGGUGUCAGGGGUUAUGGGGAGAAGGUUUUGAGAGGGAGAGAUAGAUCAGCCAUGAUUGGAUGGCGGGGUAGACUAGAUGGGCCGAAUGCCCUAAUUCUGCCUCUUGAACUUGUGAACAAUAAGGGUCUUGACCAAAAACGUUACCAUCCAUGUUCUCCAGAGAUGUUGCCAGACCUGCCGAGAGUUACUCCAGCACUGUAUGCCUUUUGUGUAUUGACCAGCAUCUGCAGUUCUUUGUUUUUACAACAGGGUCCCCUUGUGUUCGCCUAUAACUACGCUCUGUCCCGCCCCUUUGUUUUAACCAGCUCUUUCCCGUCCCCCUGCAGUGAGUCUGAAGGGUUCCGACCCGAAAUGUCACCUAUCCAUGUUCUCCAGCAUGUUGCCUAAACCGCUACGUUACUGCAACAUUGGCCUUUCUCUUGUAUAAAGCGGAACCUGCAGUUCCUUGUUAUUACUAUUUUUUUAAACUGAUAUUAUUUAGUUCAUAAGGCAGCCAAACCUCCCAGGAAUCACCAAGGUUGAGAAAGAGCCCUAUCAUCAGUGUUGAACAAGCCAGGAGGAGCAUUGCAGACGUGACCCCAUAACUAGGCGACCGUGGACACGGAUGAUCCUCGGCAGCAGGGCAUACGAGCCGAGGGUUUGUCUAAUGGGAAUAUCAAACUCUACUUCACUUCAGAUCCGCACUGUCCGACAGGUCACCAGCACCAAUGCCCACACCCCUUGAACUUGGAAGAAGAAAUGCCCAUCUGCUGUAUUUCUGAGAAGAGACUACAAAUUGCAGAGUGAGCUGUUGGGCAGCGAGACUCAUUCCUGAAUGGAAAAAGUUCAAGAGCACUGUCCCUGGAAUGAGCUUUGGCUCGAGAAGAAUCAAUUCCCUGUACAAUUGAAAACUUGCGUAACUGCUUUUGAUGAAAGAACUUCAUCGUUUGACCCUCUUGCUGAAACACCGUUGAUCUGAUAAUCUGAGAACGCAGCGUCGCCGGAGACGGGGUGUUCAAUCGUUCCACGUGUGGGAAACUAUCCGUCUGGUCAUCCUACCCACCGAUACACCGGCACGAGGCCGUCCAACUGUGCUGAGUGUAGAAAACAUUCACUCAGUCUUUCAAUAUGAUGGCCAACGGGCAGUUUCACACCGGAGACCGGCCAUUUGUGUGCCCUGAAUGUGGGAAGAGCUUCACUCGGCCAUCGGGUCUGAAGGCACACCAGCGGGUUCACACUGGGGAAAGGCCAUUCACCUGCUCGAUCUGCUUGGAGGUAUUCUCUCAGUCCAAAAAUCUGACGGCACACCAGCGAAUUCACACGGGGGAGAAGCCAUUCAGCUGCUCUGAGUGUGGGAAGGGAUUCACUUGGUCAUUCAGCCUGGUAAUUCACCAGCGGAUUCACAGAGGAGAGAAACCCUUCACCUGCUCUGCGUGUGGAAAGGGAUUUUUUGAUUCGUCCAGUUUGACGAAACACUUGCGAGUCCACACUGGGGAGAGACCGUUUGUCUGCUCUGAGUGUGGCAAGACGUACACUCGGUCGUCCCACCUGCUGAUGCACCAGCGCGUUCACGCCGAGGUGAGACCGUUUAUCUGCUCCGAGAGUGGGAAGGGAUUCGCUCGAGGAUCCCACCUGCUGACGGAGCCGCAGGUUCGCACGUUCACCUGCCCUGAGUGCGGCAAGGCGUUCGAUCAGUCGUCCGAGUUACAGAAACACCAGCGAGUUCACACGGAGGUGAAGCCGUUCAUCUGCACUGAGUGUGGGAAGGGAUUCCGUUUGUCAUCUCGGCUACUGACGCACCGGCUAAUUCACACUGGGGAGAGGCCAUACGCCUGCGCUGCAUGUGGGAAGGGAUUCAUUCAGUUGUGUCAGUUACAAAAGCAUCGGCGAGUGCACACUGGGGUAAAAGAUUAACCCAGGAGGAACCCUGUUCAAUACUUCAGUUGGAGUUUGUUUCUGACAGUCAGUAACCCCUAUAACUGGGCUGAAGGUUAAUAUUCUGUAUCGGUGAUAAAUACAUUGGAUCUGCUCGAAACACAUUUCAGAUCCUUAAUGUCUUUGUAAAACACUGUACAGUAGUAGGAGAGCCCGUUUGGCCAAACUGUUCCCUCCCAGUGUUACUGCCCCACGCCAGUUCCUCCUCUCACCUGUUGGAAUGUUCUUAGAAACAUAGAAAUUAGGUGCAGGAGGAGGCCAUUCAGCCCUCCGAGCCAGCACCACCAUUCAUUGUGAUCAUGGCUGAUCGUCCCCUAUCAAUAACCUGUGCCUGCCUUCUCCCCAUAUCCCUUGACUCCAGUACCCCCUAGAACUCUUAUCUAACUCUCUCUUAAAUCCAUCCAGUGAUUUGGCCUCCACUGCCCUCUGUGGCAGGGAAUUCCAUAAAUUCACAACUCUCUGGGUGAAAAAGUUUUUUUCUCACAGUCUUAAAUGACCUCCCCUUUAUUCUAAGACUAUGGCCCCUGGUUUUGGACUCGCCCAACAUUGGGAACUUGUGUUUGUUUUUUUCCCGCUCCAUUUCCCAUGAAUUGCAUCCCUGCUGUUCACCUUGAUCCUAUCCCUGUGGUGACGGGUUCCAUAUUGUCCCCACUGAAUCCCCUGUGUGUGAAGUCUCCACUGGAUUCCCUGUGAGACUUUCUGAUAUAUAAUUUAAAAAAACAGACCGCAGUUUGAGAAAUGGAGAUCGGCAGGUUACCCCUUAAACACCUUUUCGUGGUGGUACUGGACCGACUACUCUCGUUCCCUACCAUCGCCUUCGAUGGCCCUGACGCGGAUACUGGCAGGGGAGGGCCAUCUGCCUUGUUCGGCAACAGACAGGAGGUCGCAAUGUGGGGAGCAGCUCAUGCCACCAAAAGUUUAAUGUCUCUGCUGAUCCAUGUGCUCUUCGGGGAGGAUACAGGGACACAGUCGUAUAAUGGCUGUGUGUGGGAGAUUCCAUGGGAGAUUCAGUCCGACAAACGGCUGCCACUUUGCGGGUAACAAUGUACAACAGUGGGCAGCUGAUAGUGGGGUGCAGUGGACCCUUCACAUCCCGUGUUACCCACAAGCAGCAGGGCUGAUGGAGCGUAUGAAUGGUCUACUAAAAGAGAAGAUACGUACAAUAACUCACUCCCACACGCUCAAGGGGUGGGCCCUUGUGUUACAGCAAGCAGUAAACAACUUGAGCCAACCCCCUUUGGCAGGGGGGACGUGUACCAUCAUAGGGAGUGAAUGCGCACUUACAGUACAUACUGGAGGCCAGUGAAAAUAUUACGGACCUGGUGGCCGACUAGCGACAACGGGUUAAUGCCUUUAAUAAAGUUGGCUAACAGUUGCAAGAUGAGGCCACGGAGACCAUGUGGUGGAAUUGCUGGGCUUGGAGGUAGGGGGCAUAUUGUGCAACGGCUGGUGACUGGGCGUGUUGUCGUAGUAAUUGGCAUAAUAUUCUGCAAUUGUGUGCUUCCCUACUGCUGUGCGAGAAGGGCCCAGAGGGUGAAGGGGUGGUACUGAACCUGCGGGUCGUAUGUAACGGGCCAGCCUGAGGGCCGAAUGUACUGUGAUUUGGGGUGUAUGGGGUUAAGGUGAGGUGAAAUGAUGUUUAAAACAUCACUGCAUGCUUCGGCUGAUUCAAAGGGGCCAGUAAAUCACGAGGAUGCCUGCAUAAUGGUUAAGAUAAGCUUUGCUUUCACAGAGACGUCGAGACUAGCUCAGUGUCUGAUCAUAGAAACAUAGAAAAUAGGUGCAGGAGGAGGCCAUUCGGCCCUUUGAGAUCAUUGUGAUCAUGGCUGAUCGUCCCCUAUCAAUAACCCAUGCCUGCCUACUCCCAUAUCCCUUGACUCCACUAGCCCCUAGAGCUCUAUCUAACUCUCUCUUAAAUCCAUCCAGUGACUCUCUGAGUGAAAAAUUCACAACUCUCUGAGUGAAAAAGUUUUUUCUCACCUCAGUCUUAAAUAACCUCCCCUUUAUUCUAAGCGAUUAUUGAUCAAAACCAUAACUCACGCCAUUAUGGAACAGAUAGUUAGUUUAACACAUAAUCACCUCACAUUCUUAGAGAUAGAAUUAUUUUACUGAACUUUUGAUUAUUAUUGUUUGUAUACUGGGUGCCAUGUAUUUAGACGGGCGCUAAUGCAGGCCGACGAUUCCCGGGUGUAUUGUAAAGAACAGUCCAUAUCAACUACAAUGAAGUUAUCGGCUAAAUUAGCAGCACAGCAUUUAAAAAACCCUUAAAGUACAAGAUGUUCCCAAGACAAGUGGGAGAUGUUCCCACAAUGCAUGGGAACGGCUAAGAUGCUGAGCAGACCACUUUGGGCGGCCCACCUGUGCCUCCUGCCAUUAGUAGUUCAGAAACAUUGCAGUCUAGGGGGCUUAUGUUUGGCACGGAGGGCGGGGGGUGCAAAGGCACGGUCUGCUCAGAUAAGAAAUGCCUUAAAGGAUGGAGUUGGGUGCCCUUCCAGGAGGAGAGAGCCGCAGCCUCACACCAUAUCACGAAUGGUGCCAGGUGAUCAACAACAGGACCAUCCAGCGGCGUGCUCUGCUGUGUACUCGGGGUUUGCGAGUUUGUACGCGGAUACGUGAAUCUGUGUGCCUUAUUUGGUCGUGUAAUUAAACUACCUUGUUAUUCGCA
This is a messenger RNA of Leucoraja erinaceus (little skate), 4793 nucleotides long. Its product is annotated as gastrula zinc finger protein XlCGF49.1-like. NCBI's taxonomy places the organism in Eukaryota, Metazoa, Chordata, Chondrichthyes, Rajiformes, Rajidae. The record is from RefSeq and is a predicted model, not a curated record. Bases 1322 to 2107 code for a protein of 261 amino acids. The transcript has 2 exons.